Oncorhynchus tshawytscha (Chinook salmon) is the source of this 2785-nucleotide messenger RNA. RefSeq names its product zinc finger protein ZIC 2-like. The transcript is spliced from 3 exons. Gene Ontology annotation, molecular function: DNA-binding transcription factor activity, RNA polymerase II-specific; RNA polymerase II cis-regulatory region sequence-specific DNA binding. Gene Ontology annotation, cellular component: nucleus. The coding region runs from base 881 to 2086 and encodes 401 amino acids. NCBI's taxonomy places the organism in Eukaryota, Metazoa, Chordata, Actinopteri, Salmoniformes, Salmonidae. Gene Ontology annotation, biological process: regulation of transcription by RNA polymerase II; central nervous system development. The record is from RefSeq and is a predicted model, not a curated record.
CUGUAACCAUGGAGCAAUGGAACUUUUUUUUUUGGGGGGGGGGUCAUUCUUCUCCUUGCUGUUAGUCCAUCUUAUUCACUUUAAACAUAAAUCUCCUUCGGGGGUUUAUUUAGGCCUAAUGAAAUUGUAUGGCUGAGGUGCAUCAGUUAAAACAGAUGUAAGCUUUGAUCUGCCAUAACAUAUGGCUAGCUUGCAAAAUCUAUUAUUAAACGCUUGUGUGUGUGUUGUGUGAGUGAAAAUAUAUACUUUCCACACAACUUAAUGUAUUUUUUUCCCCCAUCAGUAUUCAGCAUUCAAGCAACGUAAAGGAAGUGACUGGUUUCACUUUCAGGAUUUCACCUAACAUUUGUCCUUUUCCCGUUAAGACUUUCCAAAGUAAUAAAACAUGGGCGGAGCAAGCAUCGAUUAGUCAUGAGACGCUUGCCUGUAAUUGGUGGAAUGGCUGGGAUCGGGAUGAGCUGCAGUGGCCAAUUAGAGUGCGUUUGGUGAACACCCGGGGUUCUGUAAAAAGGGGAGGUAAGAAGUGCCCUUUGAAGACCCCGGGAUAAGCAUUUUCACGUUGUAGUGAACAGUCAUACUUACAAACAGCAUUCUGAACAUUUACCACAAUACCUUUAUUCAUUCCCGGGUAAAUGACCUGCCACAUUCCUGUUGAGACUCCUGCUAUUCAUUCACAGCUUGGGGAAGUUUUUUCUCCUUGGGGUGCUGAGGAAUUAUCUGGAAUGUGUUUUGCGGCAAGAUAUUGAGUCCUCAUUUGAGAAAGAAACAUAUUUUUAUUUAGAGCUUUUGGACACUUCUUCAACCGCUUUCUACGCACGCCUACAGUUCACAUAUUUACUUUGCGCAUCGUUCCAUUCAUCGAGCCCAGGCUCGUGCUGUGAUGCUGUUGGAGGGAGGUCACCAGCAAUCAGGCUCAGGGGUCAGUGCGAGCGCGUUCCAAAGGCACCACUCAGCGCAUUCACCAGUCGAGAUGCAGGAGAGAGACCCCAGCUUUAUGGAGUCGGUCCACAUUGCCAGCCAGGGACCCGGGUAUGGCCCAUCCUACGCCAACUCCACACGGGACUUUAUCCUGCGUAACCGGGGAUUCGGAGACUCUUCCCCUGCCAGCGAUCAGCACUCUCUCCUCAGGACUAUGGCUGGGUCUCUCCAUCACUCACACGUAGAGGGCCAGGGCCACGGGCAUGGACACCUCCUCUUUCCCGGGAUGCACGACCAGCACCCCGGCUCUGCAAACGUGCUGGGCGGCCGGUUGGGACUACCAGGGGAGGUAUUCGGGAGAGCGGACCAGUAUCACCAUGUUUCCGGUCCAAGGAGCGACCCUUACGGCCAAUAUGGGGCCAUGGGUCACAACAUGGGCAUGGCAGCUCACCACCAUCAUCACCCAGCCGCGUUCUUCCGCUUCAUGCGGCAGCAGUGCAUCAAACAAGAGUUGAUCUGCAAGUGGAUAGACCCGGACCAGCCCGGUGGGGCGAGCCGGUGCUGUGGCAAGACCUACGGCACCAUGCACGAGCUGGUUACGCACGUCUCCGUGGAGCACGUCGGUGGGCCCGAGCAGAGUAGCCACACCUGCUUCUGGGAAGAGUGCCCACGCGAGAACAAAUCGUUCAAGGCCAAAUACAAGCUGGUGAAUCAUAUUCGGGUGCACACUGGAGAGAAGCCUUUCGCGUGUCCGUUCCCCGCGUGCAGCAAGGUCUUUGCGCGCUCUGAGAACUUGAAGAUACACAAGAGAACUCACACAGGGGAGAAACCGUUCAUGUGUGAUUUCUUCGGCUGCGACAGACGCUUCGCCAACAGCAGUGACCGCAAGAAACACCUGCACGUUCACACGUCUGACAAGCCCUAUCUGUGCAAGAAGUGUGUCAAGUCCUACACACACCCCAGCUCUCUGAGAAAACAUAUGAAGGUGCAUGAUUCUUUGUCAGUAGCAGACACUUCGCCCGGGGCCAGCAGCGGAUAUGAGUCCUCGACGCCCCCGAGUUUAGUGUCCCCUGCCUCGGAGACCCAGAGCAUCAUGUCCCCGGACUCUGCGGUCCUCGGUAGCGGACACAGCAACCUCUCGUCCAACUUCAGUGAGUGGUAUGUCUGAAGAUCACACUCAAGACUAACGGGAAAACGACGGCAAAAAAAUGAAGGAAAAACAGGCAACAAAUACAAUGAGCAUCUGACUGGCCUAGAUGGACGCUUUACGCGCGAUUGAAAUAUGAAACAAGAACGUUGCACUAAAACAUUGGAAGCCAAAGAAGAAAAUGUCUUAUGUAAAAAACAAACGUUAUUUUUCUUUCGAUGGUUGUUUAAUUAUCAGUCUUUCGUUGUCAUUUUGAGAUCGGUUAUUUUUAUAGUUGAUGGGGAGUUUGAGACUGAACAUGAAAUAUUUAAAAGUAUUUUAAACAAGUGCCAAAGUUAACCUUAGUUUAAUUGUGCACAUUUAAAAAAAAAUGGAAACAAGUUUUUGUUGAAGUUGAACAGGUUGACUUUGCGUUGUCCUCCAUCAACGACCUCUUGAGAUGCCCAGUUCAGACAUCAUUUAUAUAAAAAUAACGUCGCUGCGUUGUUUUUCUGUACGUCUAUUAUGUUAACAAACGUGUGAGUAAAAUGAAUCAGAUGUUUCAAAUGCCUGUCUUCAUUCCUUUUUAAAUUCGUGUCUCUCUGUAAAUGUUUUGCAUUAAAAGAAAGUUCAGUUUGAACGCUCCCUGCACCAAGAAGUAUGAUAUGGAGUAUGAUAUGGAAUGUAUACAAGUCUAAAUUGUAUAUGUACCCUACUGAUAUGUAAGAUAAUAAAUUACAU